This is a messenger RNA of Cajanus cajan (pigeon pea), 3456 nucleotides long. Its product is annotated as disease resistance protein RPM1. Gene Ontology annotation, molecular function: ADP binding. Lineage: Eukaryota; Viridiplantae; Streptophyta; Magnoliopsida; Fabales; Fabaceae. The record is from RefSeq and is a predicted model, not a curated record. Gene Ontology annotation, biological process: defense response to other organism.
AAGUCAAACUGAAAGUCCUUCUCUUACUAUAUACUUAGAUAUAUAUAAUCUUAAAGAACAUAAAGUUUUGCACUCACCACAAAAUCACAGAGAAAAAAGAGAGCUGCUAAACCGAGAUGGCAGAAACUGCAGCGUCCUUGGCCGGUCAGUAUUUGCUUCCUAAAAUUUUGGAAGCUUUGAAAAUGCUUAGAGAUCUCCCAAAAGAAGUUGCAGACAUUACAGAAGAACUGGAGAGCUUUCAAGAUUUCAUCAAUGAUGCAGAUCAAGUGGCUGAAGCUGAAGAAGAUGAUGGUAGGCGUGAUAGAAUCAAAAAAAGGGUGAUGCGGUUGAGAGAAGCAGCUUUCCGCAUGGAAGAUAUCAUCGACGAAUUCUCGAUUCAUGACGAAAACAAUCCUCACGAUCCUCGAUGUGCAGCUUUACUCUGUGAGGCUGUUCAGUUCAUCAAAACUCGGAUCCUUCAACUUCAAGUAGCAUAUAAGAUUCAGGAUGUGAAAUCACUUGUUUGUGCUGAAAGAGAUGGCUUCCAAAAGCAAUUUCCUUUACCAACAAAACCGAGUGGUUCUAGAGGAAAUCAGAAUGUCACAUGGCACAAGCUUCGAAUGGAUCCUCUAUUUAUUGAGCAAGAUGAGGUUGUGGGCUUUGAGAGUCCAAGACGUACGUUGAAGAAUUGGUUGAUAGAGGGACGAGAAGAGCGCACUGUCAUCUCUGUUGUUGGUUUGGCAGGAGUUGGAAAAACCACUCUUGCUAAGCAAGUUUUUGACAAUGUCCAUAACGACUUCGAGUGCCAUGCAUUGAUCACUGUGUCUCAAUCCUACACUGUAGAAGGACUGCUGAGGGAUAUGCUGCACCAGUUUUGUAAAGAAAAGAUGGAGAAUCAUCCUGCAGAUGUUUCUACCAUGGAUCGAAGAUCGUUGAUUGAAGAAGUCAGAAAGCAGUUGCGCAACAAGAGGUAUGUUGUCAUGUUUGAUGACGUGUGGAAUGAAAAAUUUUGGGAUGAUGUUGAAUCUGCUGUAAUUGAUAAUAAAAAUAAAAGUAGAAUAUUAAUUACAACCAGAUAUGAGAAGGUUGUGGACUUCUGUAAGAAAUCUUCUUUUAUUGAAGUGCAUAAGCUAGAAGAACCUUUAAGUGAAGAAGAAUGUUUCAAACUGUUCUGUAACAAAGCCUUUAAGUAUGGUUCUGAUAGACGCUGUCCAGAAGAACUUAAAGAUAUAUCUCUUGAAAUUGUUAGAAAGUGUAAAGGCUUACCUCUAGCAAUUGUGGCUAUCGGUGGUCUUUUAUCUCAAAAAGAUUUUUGUGCACAUGAAUGGAUACUGUUUAGUCAAAAUCUAAGUUUAGAAUUGGAGAGGAAUUCUGAGUUAAACAGUAUAGGAAAGAUUUUAAGUUUAAGUUACUAUGAUUUGCCGUAUAAUCUUAGAUCACGUUUAUUGUAUUUUGCAAUGUAUCCUGAAGAUUAUGAAGCUAAAUCUAGUAGAUUGAUUAGGCAGUGGGUAAGUGAAGGGUUUGUCAAACAUGAAACCGGAAAAACAUUGGAAGAAGUUGCACAACAAGAGUUAUUAGAGUUGGUCCGCAGAAGUUUGGUGCAAGCAUCUUCAAUUAGCAUUGAUGGCAAAGUUAAAGGAUGUCGUGUUCAUGACUUAAUACAUGACAUGAUCCUUAGAAAAGCUAAGGAAACAGGAUUUUGUCAGUAUUUUGAUGAGCAUAAUGAAUCAGUGUCAAGUGGGAUAUUCAGACGCUUAAUAAUAACAACAGAUUCCAAUGAUUUAGUUGGAAUUGAAAGAUCACACAUUCGGUCAAUUCUAUGUCUCAAAAGGAACAGGUUAACUAAACAAUUCAUGGACAGAAUCUUUUUAAAAUACAUGCCAUUGAGGGUACUUGAGUUUGAAAAUUUUGGAUCAUUAGAUUUUCCAAAAGCUUUAUGGAAUUUAAUCCACUUGAAGUAUCUAAGCUUUAGGAAUUCAUGGAUAGGAAGCCUUCCAAAAUCCAUUGGUGAGCUCCAGAACUUAGAGAUCUUGGAUGUACGAGAAACAAUGGUGGUUGACAUACCAAAGGAGAUUAGUAAGAUUAGAAAACUACGUUAUCUUUUGGGUGAUGAAAUAUCUUUUGUUGCAACAAAAGACUGUCUUGGAAGCAUGACAUUCCUGGAAAAGAUACGGGUCCUCAGAGUAGAUGAUGAAGGAGUGGUAAUUAGAGAGCUAGGAAAGCUAAAGCAAUUAAGGAACCUGAGAAUUUCUAGUGUUAGGGCAGAACACACCAACACUCUAUGUUCCUCCAUACAUGAGAUGCAGUUCUUGGAGGUACUACAUAUUCAUGUAGUAAGUGGCCAUGAAUUUAUAAUUGACCUUCCUCAUAUGUCAUCCUUGUCAACACUUCGGAAGCUCUUUCUACAUGGAAAGUUAAAAAAGUUGUCAAAUUGGAUUCCACAGCUCCAAAAUCUUGUGAAAUUAUCUUUGGGGUUCUCUAGGUUAACUGAUGAUCCAUUGGAAUCACUAAAAGAUAUACCGAAUUUGUUAUUCAUCGAUAUCAGCAAUAAUGCUUACGUAGGUGAAACUUUGUAUUUUAAAGAUGAAGGGUUUCGGAAACUAAAGGAGCUUCGGCUUAAGGAUUUGUACAAGUUGAAUUGCAUCUUUAUUGAAAGAGGAGCAUUGCCGUCUUUGGAAAAGCUUGGGUUAAAGAAAAUCACACGACUGAGGAAAGUACCCACUGGAAUUCAACACUUGGAGACACUACAAGUUCUCCAUGUCGAGGAUAUGCCAAUUGAGUUUGAGCGGAGCAUUGAUGGCGAUGGAGGACAAGACCAUUGGAUGAUCCAGCACGUGCCUCUUGUGAAAAUUACGGUCUCGCCGUCAUUUCAAGUUAGUCGGGUCUGGAAACAAUUUCUCCACUUUAAAAAAUCAAAAGAAAGGGAGGAGAUUGAAGCAAAGGGGAGGGAGAUCAAAUUCUCAAGUGUCAAAAGAAUAAGAGAAUAAUAAUGUUUGUGAAUAUGCCUUUGUUAUAAUCAGCAGGACACAAAAAGAUUAUUAAUGACUCAUGAAUAUAUCACCUUCACAACUUUUUUUCAGUUUUGAAUAAAUUGACUCAUUGAAUUUUGUCCUGUUAUAAAGUGUUUGAUAGUGAUUUUCACCACAAUAAUGCAAAUAUUGAUUUUCAUUGCAAUAACACAGACCAACACAUGGAUCAUUCUCUUACAUGUCAUAUUAAAGUGAUUGAACUCUCAACCCUUAUCACUAUUCUAGCUGGAUCUCACCAUGUAUAUAGUACUUUCAUGUCAAAAACAAAUAUUAUACUGUGAGAUUUGACUUAUCAUAAGCAAGAUAAUUAAAUUUACAUAUUCUCUUUAAUUAUCCUGUUAGAUUAUGAAACCACCAUAAUUAGCUUUGUAUUUUAUAUAAGCAUGUCAUAUGUGAAAAGAAACUAAUAAGGAUAGGCAAAUCAGAAGAAACAAGAACAAUUAGGCUA